Messenger RNA from Haliotis rubra (blacklip abalone), 1305 nucleotides. RefSeq names its product sodium- and chloride-dependent glycine transporter 1-like. Lineage: Eukaryota; Metazoa; Mollusca; Gastropoda; Lepetellida; Haliotidae. The coding region runs from base 1 to 1305 and encodes 434 amino acids. The record is from RefSeq and is a predicted model, not a curated record. Gene Ontology annotation, biological process: sodium ion transmembrane transport. The transcript has 10 exons. Gene Ontology annotation, cellular component: membrane.
AUGGCUCGUGAUCGCUGGCUUCAUCAUCUGGACUACUUGAUAACGCUAGUCGGUUACAGCGUUGGUGCCGGGACCUUUCUGAAGUUCCCGUACCUGUGUAUGCGAAAUGGUGGGGGUGCUUUCCUCAUACUCUUCAUGCUGUUUACCGUCAUCGGCGCCAUUCCCUGUGUGUUUGUGGAGAUGGUGAUUGGCCAGUUCUCUCAGAGUGGCCCUGUCACAGUGUGGAACAUGUGUCCUCCGUUUAAAGGGAUAGGACUAGGGACAGUGGUCAUCUCAUGGACAUACGCUACCUACAACUCAGCUAUAUUUGCCUGGUACCUGUACUACUUCUUCGAUUCCUUCUCGACAUACCUCCCAUGGACGCUUUGCAGCAAUGACUGGAACACGGCCACCUGUGUAACCCAUGACACACACAUCGGCGACGUCAACAACACCAUCUCAACAAACAUCACCGUCGGGGGCAUGACAGCUGCAGAGGAAUAUUGGAGGUUCAAGGUGCUGGACAUAACCGAAGGUUUAGAGAAUCUUGCUGGGAUGAGAUGGCCGCUGAUUGUGUACGUCACCGUGGGUGUUCCAUACUUGCUGAACACGAUCUUCCUGAUCCGAGGCUGCCUGCUACCAGGAUCUGCUGAAGGAAUAUACUAUUAUAUAUACCCUGAUUUUGAGAUGCUCCAGGAUCCGAAGAUAUGGAUGGAGGCAUGUGCUUACUCCUUCUACUCCAUGGGGAUCGGCAUGGGCUGCAUAAUCACACUGUCUGGACACAACAACUUCAAGAACAACUGUUUCAGGGACUCUAUAGCCAUGUGCCUUACGGACGCUCUCACUACUAUCUUCGUGGGGUUUUCUGUCUUUGGUAUCAUUGGUCACGUAGCCUAUAUACGUGGACUUGAUGUGGAAGCGUUCCAGUCAUCAGGGUUCAACCUAGCCUUCAUCGUGUACCCCGAGGCUGUGGCGGCGCUCCCAUGUCCACAGUUGUGGUCCGCACUGACCUUUCUCAUGUUGAUGUCCUUGUUGAUUGACACACUGGUUAUUUUCACCUUCUCUCUCUACUCGUACCGACCUCCUCAGUACGCUGAGUACGUCUACCCCACCUGGGCCACCGUCGUGGGCUGGAUGAUUUCCAUGGCCUCCAUCCUUCCCUUCCCCGUCUUCUUUGUUUGGACAGUGUACCACACAAGCGGAACCACGGUCGUAGAGAAACUUGAAAAGGCGAUCCGUCCAAACAAGAAAUGGGGUAGCCGAAUACAAACUGAUUACGAGAAUCAGGACGUUAACUUCCCAACCAUGCUGCAGGAGAGUUUGUGA